UCCGGAGUAUUUUUUCUGUGGGAAAAUCAGAAACCCAUGUGAUUCCAGCUCUGGAAAGUUACAUGCUGUCUUUUAAAAUUUUAACAUGGCAGAGAAGAGUCGGUGGUGCUCGGUGUGGGUCGGAUCAGAAACUGGGAUUUUGAAAGGUGUAAAUGUGGCCAAGAAACAGGCAUUUAACUUCAGUGACUUGUCCACACUGACUCGUGAACAGGAGGUUUCUGCUAUGUGUUGGGGUGACGACCUGGAGUCUGAGGUACUGGUUGGCAGUGUAAAUGGGACAGUGAAGACAUUCAGCGUGGAGAAGGGAAAGUUUACAGAGUUUAGAGACUGUUCCGGGGGAGAAGGACCAUUUAGAGGUUUAGCAGUACACAACAGUUCACUCAUUACCUGUGUGGAAUCAGGACUUCUCAAGGUUUGGAAAGAAGGAUGUCCAGACACAGUUGAAGUAAAUGUGGGACGUGAUGUUUAUAAAAUGAGACAGAGCACUUCAGAGGGCCAUAAGGUUGCUACCGGAGGCAAGGAAAACGACUUAAAAAUCUGGGAUCUGCAAAGACCUGAGGAACCAGUUUUUAAAGCCAAAAAUGUUGCUAAUGAUUGGCUGGAUUUGCGUGUGCCUGUGUGGAUUCGAGACUUGCAGUUUUUACCAGAAUCUGACAAAGUGGUCACAUGCACAGCAUACCACCAGGUUCGGUUAUAUGAUCCAUCAUUGCCGCUGAGACGCCCAGUGUUGGAAACAACCUUUGAAGAGUAUCCCCUCACUGCCUUGUCUCUGACCUCUGAUUCUAAUUCAGUAGUUGUCGGAAACACUCAAGGACAAGUAGCAGUAAUUGACCUUCGACAAGGUCGAUUACUGCGCUGCCUCAAGGGCUUUGCUGGUAGUGUGCGGGCUCUCCAGUGUCAUCGUUCUUUACCUUUAGUGGCAUCCUGUGGACUUGACCGAUUCUUGCGAAUCCAUAACCUGGAGGACAAGCAGCUUUUGCACAAGGUUUACUUGAAGUCCAGACUGAACUGCCUGCUCUUGACAAGUAAAGAAAAUAUUCAAGAGCAGGAAGAGAAAGUUCAAGAGUCACAAGAAGAAGUGAAAGAUGAUGAGAUCUGGGCAGCAAUGCCCACAGUGACUGAUGAAGUAUCUGCAAAAAGGAAAAUGAAAAAAAAUCAAACAUUAAGUACAGUGACAAAAGACAAAUCAUCCUUAACUAAAAAGAAAAGGAAAUCAGUAACCUGAAUGUGAGAUGUUCAUUAACCAAGUUAUUUUGUAAACUGUGCUUUUUUUUUUUUUUCCUUUAACAUCAGUGAUGCUUUCUGCAAACUAAGCCAUCUGUGCAGUUUCAUUUUACAAAACUGUGACAACACGCCUAAGGAUUGAAUUGUAUUUGGGAUUUUAUCUAUUAUGUAAAUAUAUCAUCUAAUAUAUCCACAUCAAUUUUUGGAUAUCAUUACUGAACAGAAGGAUUUUGUUGGCUUGUUCAGGACAAACUUACUCUGAAGUGGAAACGCUACUAGAAAUGAAUAAAGAACUGCUUGCAGGGUACUUUCUGAGAACUGUAUAUCUGAUUACAACUAUGAAUUUUAUGUGACAUAAGUUUCAACUGGCACAAAAUUAAACCUAUAUGUAUUGCUGUCUAUUUACAAAAUCGCCCCCUGUCUGCACUUUUCAAGGACAGGCAGUUUAGUUUGAUUUCAGUCUGAGUAUGUGUGUAUGUGUACUUGUGACCUGCAGUGGACUGACAUCACUGUAUUAAACAGGUUAAGUAAAUGGGUUGAUGGUGGUUUUAUUAGUCACUUUUAAAUGUAUUUAAAGAAUAUCAGUUUUACAUUUUUAAAAGCAACAAAUAUUACCAUAUGUGUUUUCAUUUUAUGUUUUGAUUUUUCUGUUAAAAACUUAAACCAGAGCCUAUCACAUUCCAGUGCAUCAUAUAGCACUUCGCAAGAACCAAAUUAAAGGAUUCAAGUCCAAGUGCAUUUAAAACAAAAAAUAAAAAAGACAACUUUGAAUAUACAGAAUAUACAUGUAGCAAAUGAUGUGGUUUACACAAAUUAUACAUAUUAUAGAAAAUGGUUGUUUUUGCUUCCAUGUGAGCAUUCACUUUAAAAAAAAAAUUAAUUGCUGGAAAAAAUGUACUGAACUGAAACUUAAAAGGAUUCUUAUUGAAUUAGAGAGAGAGCUUUUGACCAUUUUUCCCCCUCUGCAGAGCCAUGUCUGAUUUUAUAAUUUUGAUAUAUGAUUUCAAUAUUGAUGUUGUCGCUUGAUUUUUAAUUUAUUGACAAAUUGAGAAUUGGCAAUCAAUUCUUGUCUUCAUUCAAACCAAUAGAUUCUUAUAUUAUGUGUUUCUACAUUUAAUAAGUGUUCUUUUUUGCUUUUUAAAAACCUUAAGAAAGCAGUAUGCAAACUGUAUUAUUCUGGUACAUUUAAUACAAGAUGGCAUGUAUUUCCAAGAAAUAGGUUUUCGGAAUGCUAUAAAUCAACAAGUACAAAGUCACAAGCAACUUGGAAUGGGAUCUUUCAACUAAACGGACAAUGUUUAGUAUGCUGUAAUUUUACGUGAUAUUAAACUGAGCUGUGUUAGACCUAGUAUACAUAACCUAAUCAUAAACGGGACUAGAGACUAUCAUGGCAUGAUUGGCAGGAGCCAGCUGUGGAUGGGUUAUCAAUCCAUCAUGUGGCCUACUUACAUAGGGUCAUUGUGGAGUUUCCAGACAAUCCAACACACAUGAAUGAGGCAUAUUUGGAGGACAAGCUCAUAUUUUCUCAUCACUGUAGCAAAACAUACUUAUGUAUAUCCUGUGAUAGCUUGGAGAAAAAACAGUAUUAUUGGUUAAUAUAAUGUACCCAGAAGCAAUGGAACUGCCCAUUUCCUGUGUUGCCAUUGAAAGAGAUCAGCUAGCUUAAAAAUACAUAAAUGAUUCCAACUGUGAAAACAGAAUCACCAGUUAAAUUUAUAAACUAAUGCAUGUUAUCUUUUUUUGUCAAAUUUCAGAUGAACCUUGAUCCCCUUCUGUUUUGAAUGAAUUAUGAUAUAAUGAGGGCUAAAGAAUAAAAAUAAUUAGUUCUGAACCCUACAAAAGUAAUGUCAAUCUGCUUCCUAGAGUGCAUGUCUUUUAAUAUACCACAAAUAAGGCACCUUAUAUCCUUAUCUUACUAGCUGUAUGGCACUGAUGUGAUUAAAAAGAAGCAGUAGAAGCAGACAAUGGCUGUUUUUAAAUAGUUUUGCUUGAGCAAAUGCAGAACAACAUCUAAAACCAUUUUCAUUGCAAAUUUUUCUUACAACCUCAAAUCCACAAGUUGUGAUUGAAAGAUAUUAGAGAUGCACCUCAACUGUAUUUCAUUCCUUUUUCCUUAUGUGGCCUCUAAGCCUGUCCCAUCCCAUCUAUUAAAGCAAGGCUGAGUUGCUUUAAUAGAAUAUAUCACAAAUGGAUGGAUGGACAUCAUGAAACUUGUACUGGCUUUCAGUAAAGCAAGCAAAUGUGACAUAUACUGUAUACAUAGUUUUAAAUAACUUGAAUGUUAUUUAGCAGUUCUUCAGAAUUAAUUUUGUUUUUACUUUGAUGCUGUUAGGGAAAGUUGAAGAAUUGACCAUAGUCUAACGUGAUGCAUGUCUAAAGGAUUCAUGUUAUUUUCAGAUGCUGUUCAGUUGAAAAGUUGUUUAGUGCUGACUACUGAGUCACAAAUGAAUACUAUCAAAGUGUAAUGAAACAUCUUGUGCUUUGGUAUUCAUAUAUUUUACUUUCACUUAUCAGGGGUCCAGUUUUGAACCUAAUUCCGCAAGUUACCUUUUCUUGUCUUUUGCAUUAAAUAAAUAAUACUUGUACUUAUAUACUUUGUACUUAUUAGAACUAAUAAGUCAUUAAAGAACUGACAUUACUCUAAUAGAAUGCAUGUCUUUGAGCAGAAUCCUACUCAGGAUGCCAGUAUACACAGAUGAGGUGUGCUGUUUGCUUACUCAGAGUAAGAACUUAACAGUUUUGACCAGAAAAGCCCAACAAAGUCUCCAAAAUACUACUGUCUCCCUCACUACUUUCUACCUUGCUUCACAAUGUAUAUGGUUUUCUUUGUGAAUAAAGACUUUGUAAAAUUUA
Messenger RNA from Polypterus senegalus (gray bichir), 4077 nucleotides. RefSeq names its product WD repeat domain 74 (gene wdr74). The transcript is spliced from 11 exons. The record is from RefSeq and is a predicted model, not a curated record. Bases 86 to 1225 code for a protein of 379 amino acids. Gene Ontology annotation, cellular component: nucleolus; preribosome, large subunit precursor. Lineage: Eukaryota; Metazoa; Chordata; Cladistia; Polypteriformes; Polypteridae. Gene Ontology annotation, molecular function: protein binding. Gene Ontology annotation, biological process: ribosomal large subunit biogenesis.